AUGAUCACUGCGACUUUUGUAGUCUUUAUCAUCGUUAUCGGUGGAAUUCUAGUCGGUUUUAUGAUCUCGAUAAAUGAGAGAAAAAUUCGAAAGCGAUACUCGUCGAAUUACACCCUAUCGAGGAGAUAUCAGCUGACAGAAAACGCGAAAUCGAUGCAGAUGCUAACUCGAUUAAUGGGUUUCCUCGUCAUUUCCACUUUUGUCUAUGGAACGCUUUUCUACCUGAAUUCCACGUUGAGCUACAGUUGGAAAACGAGAAACAUUUCUGGUAUCGGUCUCGGAUUCGCCGAGGGAUUAAACACCUUAGUCCAGACGAUCUACUUUUUGAUUGGCACCCGGGAACUUCGUCAUCAUCUAUUGAAGGCUCUUGGAAAGAGGUUUCAACUAAACAGAACGAGUGUGAUCAACGAAACUCCACAAAUGUCAGCUCGAGUCGUCGAUGUUCGCGGGAAAGUGGGGAUCAUUGAGGAAUCAUUGAGGAAUCUU
Molecule: messenger RNA, 486 nt
Organism: Mesorhabditis belari
Lineage: Eukaryota; Metazoa; Nematoda; Chromadorea; Rhabditida; Rhabditidae
Source: the annotation of a GenBank genome assembly